AUGGAGGUGGAUAUCUCCCCCCCAGGCGGAACCCGUCCGGCGACUCCGCUCCUGGGUGAAAACUCUGACCCCCCCUCAGGACCUACCACCCCGACCCCCCUACCCCGGAACUCCCUGAAGAGAAGGGCCUUAUUCUCCCCGCAGAAGACUCCCACUGCAGCUCCAGUCCCUGUAUCCCAUACGCCGCAAGCCCCGUCGAUCUGCGAACAGGUCGGCAUGGUAGCAGACGACCAGCUAGCCCUUCUUCAUGAUUGGAAACUAGCCAUGACCUCCCUUGCCAAAGCUCUAGAUCUAACUGUCUCCUCCCUACAGGGCCGCCCAAGAGACCUGGCCCGGGAGCUUGCAGCCAGAUUCGUCACCCUUGCAAAGCAGGACUCCCCUCAGCAGAUUUCUCAGAUGCCUGUGGUUGCACCCCCACAGCCACCCAGACAGAUGGAACAGCCAAACCAUCCUCCCACUCCUGAAGCUUCCAAAAGCCCCCUGAACAGGCAAACCUCGCAGCCUACAACCUGGGCAUCCCUAACAGCUCCAAGAACUGGCCAGGGGAACUGGCAAACUAUUGCCCCUGAACACCAUAUGCAAGCCAAGCAAACAGCACAACGAAGGCUGAAGCAGUCAAACAAGACUGACCACCGCAUCUUCCUCCGCCUCCCGGCCUCCUCCAGCCUCCGAGCUAUUGGACCACAUGGCAUCCGGGUCACCCUUGCUGGGAAGGUUCCGGUCGGGAUCACACAGGUACAAGUAAUAUCAACCGGGUAUGCAAUCACUACAACAGAACAGGGCAAGGCUUUCCUACUAUCAGAGAAGGCUGCAAGCCUAGCUGGGGAUGGGUACUUUGAAAUUCCAACAGAGUACCACCAGGUUAUUGUCUCCCGGAUCCCAAAACAACUCUGGUCCCUAGAUGGAUGGAUAGAUACAACAAUUGCAGACAUUAGCAUGGAAGCAGAGCGCAUUACUGGCAUUAAGCCUCUCAUGGCCAAGCUCUCAAAACACCCAGUAGAGAGGGACUCUAUCACAGCAGUCAUAGCCUUUCCAAAAAAGCUACAACACCCCCUGCAACUCUUUGGCUUGUCUGGCCUAUCAAGGCCCACUCGCCCCAAGCAAAGGCCUUUGCAAUGCACCCGAUGCUACCGCUUCCACGAUACAAGGGCCUGCCGCUCUAGUGACCGAUGCAUCUCCUGCGGAUCCUCAAAACAAGAUCAUAACUGCCAUGUACAGUGUAUCAACUGCUGCGGCCCACAUGCAGCAGACUUCCCAAAAUGCCCAGCCAGACCCCAUGUCCAGAGGAACAUUAUUACCCGCCUCUCGAAGGAUGCUCUAGCUGCUAUCCGCAAGGCUGGCCGGCUUGCCUUCCAACAGGAACAGAAGAAAGCUGAAAGUUCUAAACAACAAGCAGACAGAAGGGGGGGCGCUGCACAUGACCUGCUACUCUCCUUUGAAGCAGAUAUCAUCCUUGUCCAAGAACCUUGGACAAAUACAGCAAAACACCUAACCAAGACCCACCCACGAUAUCAGCUGUUCAGUCCCCCAACCCGAUGGACUGCCAGGCCCAGAACUCUAACAUAUGUACGAAGGGAUCUCCCAGCCCAUUCCCUCCCGGAACCUAUCUCUCCGGAUAUCACCACAAUCUACACGGCAGGCCUUACUAUUAUCAAUGUUUAUCGGCCCCCUAAUGACCCAGUUGCCCCUGCUGGUGCUGGCUCAACACCCUCUACACUUUCCACACUCCUAGGAUAUACCCCACCAGAGAACACCAUCCUAGCAGGAGACUUCAAUACCCGGCACCCAUUCUGGCAGCCAGAUACUGAGUCUCAUGCUGUCACACCUGGCGCAACAGGACUAUUAGACUGGCUUGAUGCCCACGAGCUGGAACUUCGCCUCGAGCCAGGCACCCCUACCCGUGGACCAAAUAUCCCUAGACCUAGUCUUCUCUAA
This is a messenger RNA of Aspergillus nidulans FGSC A4, 1935 nucleotides long. RefSeq lists its product as uncharacterized. Bases 1 to 1935 code for a protein of 644 amino acids. The transcript has 2 exons. Gene Ontology annotation, molecular function: catalytic activity. The record is from RefSeq and is a predicted model, not a curated record. NCBI's taxonomy places the organism in Eukaryota, Fungi, Ascomycota, Eurotiomycetes, Eurotiales, Aspergillaceae.